Messenger RNA from Hylaeus anthracinus, 726 nucleotides. RefSeq names its product peptidyl-prolyl cis-trans isomerase-like 1 (gene Cypl). Gene Ontology annotation, biological process: protein folding; protein peptidyl-prolyl isomerization. Gene Ontology annotation, cellular component: catalytic step 2 spliceosome. The transcript has 6 exons. The record is from RefSeq and is a predicted model, not a curated record. Bases 181 to 699 code for a protein of 172 amino acids. Gene Ontology annotation, molecular function: peptidyl-prolyl cis-trans isomerase activity. NCBI's taxonomy places the organism in Eukaryota, Metazoa, Arthropoda, Insecta, Hymenoptera, Colletidae.
GACAUCAAAAGAAGUCGUACUUACAUGUAGUUACGUGAGAACUCUCCUUUAUUGUACACAGUAAAUUGUGCGCAAGGUUAUAACGUCGAAUUUAAAAAUACAAGUUAUUUCGGGAUAAUGUUACUGUUUUAAAACUGGUGAUGUAAUCGAAAAGCACUAGAAAAAAAACAUUUUUAAGUAAUGGCUCUUGCUAAUAUCUCUGGUAUCCCUGAUAAACACUGGCAACCACCGUUUGUAGCGCUUGAAACUACAAUGGGUGAACUAGUUAUUGAGCUUUAUUGGAAACACGUACCAAUUACAUGUAGGAAUUUUGCUGAACUUACACGACGUGGAUAUUACAAUGGAACAAAAUUUCAUAGAGUCAUUAGGGAUUUCAUGAUACAAGGCGGAGAUCCUACGGGAACAGGAAAAGGUGGUGUAUCUAUUUAUGGAGAAUGUUUCGACGAUGAAAUACACGAUGAUUUAAAACAUACAGGUGCUGGGAUAGUAUCAAUGGCUAAUUCUGGACCAGACACUAAUGGAUCACAAUUUUUUAUUACAUUAGCACCUACACAGUGGCUUGAUGGGAAACACACCAUUUUUGGUCGAAUUCAUACAGGUAUGGCAAUAGUAAAGAGGAUUGGUUUAGUUGAAACUGAUAAAAAUGAUAGACCUGUUGAUGAUAUAAAAAUUGUUAAAGGAUCUGUAAGGAAUGCGUAAUAAAAUAAAAACACUUUAUUAUUUAUA